AUGGAGAGACCAACUGUCAAACAUCUACAAGCACUAAAAAGGAUACAUAGAUACAUCAAGGGCACUCUUAACUAUGGUUUGACUUAUACCAAAGGAGAAAGCAAAGUUACUCUCACAGGGUACUCUGACAGUGACUUUGGAAAAGAUAUGAAUGAUGGAAAGAGCACAGGUGGGACAACAUUCUAUAUGAAUGACAAUCUAGUGACAUGGGUCUCACAAAAGCAAUGCAGUGUAGCUUUGUCGUCCUGUGAAGCAGAGUUUAUGGCAGCAACCAUGGCAGCUUGCCAAGGUGUUUGGCUUCGGAGACUUCUCACUAAAAUAACAGGGAAAAAUAUGCCACAUGUAGCUCUGUUUAUUGAUAACCGCUCAGUUCUUGAAUUGAUGAACAACCCGAUGUUCCAUGGACGUAGCAAACACAUCGACAUAAAGUAUCACUUUAUUAGAGAAUGUGUUGAAAAUGGGGAGAUAAUAGUAAGUCAUGUGUGUGGCAUGAAGCAAAAGGCAGACAUUUACACAAAGACAAUGGCAUGA
Molecule: messenger RNA, 531 nt
Organism: Lactuca sativa (garden lettuce)
Lineage: Eukaryota; Viridiplantae; Streptophyta; Magnoliopsida; Asterales; Asteraceae
Product: secreted RxLR effector protein 161-like
Source: RefSeq, a predicted model, not a curated record